Paramecium octaurelia is the source of this 207-nucleotide messenger RNA. NCBI's taxonomy places the organism in Eukaryota, Ciliophora, Oligohymenophorea, Peniculida, Parameciidae. The record is from the annotation of a GenBank genome assembly.
AUGAGCAAACCUGGAUUAGGUCUAAACUCAUUUCAUUUGGUUUUCAUUGAAAAAUCAUAUGGCGACAUCGACGAACGGCAGCGAAUCUAUUCUGAUAAAACUAUGAGAUUUGAUGAAGAAAUCAUGAUCUGCUUUUUCCAUCAGAAAGAAAAGGUUACCUAAAUUGUAGACAAUAAAAAGAAAAUUAUAAAGCAAUGCCUGAAAUGA